Amphibalanus amphitrite is the source of this 3331-nucleotide messenger RNA. RefSeq names its product T-cell activation inhibitor, mitochondrial-like. Bases 268 to 1704 code for a protein of 478 amino acids. The record is from RefSeq and is a predicted model, not a curated record. Gene Ontology annotation, cellular component: mitochondrion. The transcript is spliced from 11 exons. Lineage: Eukaryota; Metazoa; Arthropoda; Thecostraca; Balanomorpha; Balanidae.
AAACAAAGAACUUUUGACUGAUAAUCUUACAACUUGAAUAUUGCGUUCCAGCGCCUCCAGUGAAACCUCUGGUAGAGCCUCCAGUCAAGAAUUUCUACUGGAGGCGCUGGAACAGGCCCUAUGUAGGAGAAAUUGAGUGCUUUAAUUUUGGUUUGUUAGCAGUUCUUCAUUCUGUUUUAUUCUCUCCUUCUGUUGAAACCGCUUAUAGCGGCUGACUCCAUUCUCAGUGAGCGGAUGACAGACCUGCACUGAGAUAGAGCGGCAGCCAUGUUGCGCCGACCGGCCGUCGGCUUGCUCCGCUGCAGUCGCCGCCAGUGCCCGCUGCUGGCACGACAGCUCAGCUCUGCGCAGCUGGCACAUGCGCUCAGGCCGUUCUACUUUGUGGUGCACCCUGACCUGUUUCAUCAGUAUCCUGACUUUAAGAAUGUGAAUGAAGGCUCUCUUCAGUUUCUCCAAGCACACCUGGACAAGCUGCUGAACUCAAAGCGAGUGGCUCCGAGCACCGUAACGUUUUACGUUCGCGACGUCGAGCAAAAGGGGAAUCGCGCCCAAGCGGCUCCGGCGCCGGUGCAGAUCGCCCUGGCUCCGGACCUGAAGCGCACGGUCCGCACUGUCCUGGAACAGUGCCGGCUGCCCACCACCUACCUGGACAGUCUGCCAGCGGGACAGAGCGCCCGGCCUGCCCGCCCGCGCCGACCCACACACCCCCUGGAUGACCUGUUUGCUGAGAUGGGUGCGGAGCCCGAGGCGCCGCCGCAGAGGCCCGAGAUGACCCUGUUCACGUGGCUGGCGCGGACCGGCGGCGAGACACGGCGCAGGGCGGCCGCGUCCGCGCGCACCCGCGCCGAGAUCGGCCGCCUGCGCGCUGCGCUCGUCUCGCGACUGCAUCUGUCAGCGAUGGAGUGGCGCUGCGGCUGGGGCGCCGAACACUUCCGGGGGUGUCUGCGCAGCUUUGACACGCUGGUCAACCACCAUCCGGAUGUUAGUGAGCUGCUCAGAGACAAGACGGUGGUAUUCGGUAACGAGUCGGGCGUCAGUCUGGACGGCCACCUGAUCCUGAACAGUGGCGAGGUAAUCACCAACUGGAUCAGCGUGAUCCGCCGGUGUGCCGACGACAAACUCUACCUGCAGAAGGUGCCGCACCUGCAGCGCGCCCUAUCCCGCCACCUCAGGGACAUCCAGGUGGUGCACAGGAAGUUUCAGCCGAUCACCAUGGUGACCAGCUACGAGCAGCAGCUGCGCCGUCUAGUGACGAGCAUGGGCGACUUCUGGGGCAGCCACGGCUACCCUCGCUCGUGGCCCGACAAACUCAGUCACCUACAGCUGGUGGUCGAGUCGGAGUCGGGCCCGCUGUUCCUCUCACCCAUGGGCCAGAUCAUCGCCCCCUCCUCCUGCCCUCCUUCACUGCUGGUGCGGUAUAUUACCGAUUGUAUGGUAGAAGCGGAACAGAAACUGGAGGAGUACACUCGUUUAUCUCACGAUGAGUCGGCGGUGACGGCCGAGUGCGCGGCGGCGCUCGGUCUGCGCCGGCUGGAGAAGCAGGACAACAUUCUACCGCAGCAGAUGCUGGCCUGCUGCCGCCGGAUGUUGGCACACCGUCACCGCCUGGCUCCAGUACUGACCGACUGGCGAAUCUCUGUGGCGCACUACUACGCCGUGGACGGGGAUGGAGCGUGCACGCUGCCGUGGGACUGGUUGGACUGAGGGAGGGGAGGUGGGUAGGAUUUUAGAGAGGGAUAGAGGGAGGGGUGUCUUGGACUUAGGGAGUGGUAGAGGACCAACUACCGGGACUGAGGGACAGUAGGGACCCUGUUGUGAGAAUGGGUGUACUGAAGAACCUGUGAUGUGUGCGGAGGCGGACGGGGUAUUGCGAUUACUGUGGCCUGCAGCUGUCUGUGGCUUGACCAGAGAUGCUGUGUUAAAACUGACUGGGCCACGUUAAGUUUGCUUUGACAACUAUUUCUGGAACUGAGCUUGACGGUACGGUGACAUUGCCGAGGAUUAGGGUUAACAUAGCAUGUGAAAUAUUUUCCUUGUCGAUUAGUUCCUUAGGCGGUGAACCAUGCCUGAAUCUGUCGUUGGUUUGAUCGACCUAGAAUGUUUGUGAGCUACCGUUUGGUGAUGUCCUUUCCUGUGGUUUGCCAGUUGAGUGAUAUAUGUACUUUUGGGCAGUUGGACGCAUUUCAGGACGUAAAAUAAGGCAGAAAAAAUGUAUAGUGUCUCAAAUGCUGUCCUCCAUGAGAAUCUACUUUCUUGGCGAGUAAAUGCAAUAGCAUAGAGAAAGGGGAGUGCCAUGGGUAUACAUGUCAGUAGGUGUAGUCAUUAGGGGCAGACAGCCAUUUGUCUCAUGAAACGUAAGCGAGACAUUAAAUUUGGUCAGUUAGUCAAGUAGCAUUAGUAUAAUGGACGAAGUCGCCAAGCGGCCAGAUGCAAGUUCUCAGGGAAUUGUCUUCGAAGGGAAUCGAUCAAAUAACACGCACCGCGCUCGUAUGCAUAAACUGGCCAAGUAAGUCGGCUACUGUUAUGCUGGCUAUUCAUGUGCAAUCGUUUCUUAUUAUCUACGUUUACAUUUCUGCCCCGAAAAUAAGUGUUUUUGGGUGGGACUGGAAGUAUUGCUAGCGAAAAGCAUUCUUAGCGUAUCGCUGUUAUGGUUAUUAUUGUCUUUCGAUGCUGUUGUAAUGUCCUAAUUUUCGACGGAUGCUGGCAUUUUAGAGGCUAUGACGGCAUAUUUUGAAAUUUUUUUUCGGAUAUUGGUAUAAAAUAAGAGGUACGUGAACUGAAACGAUCUUUAUGUGUCGUGGUCCAGCGAAAAAUGUGCUGCUGAAAUGUCAAACUGUUGACGGCUAUGGCAGAGGCUGGUUACAGCAGGUCAGCAAUAUUUGUACCGCGUGCGUUUUAUCACAUAACCGUGUGAUCGCCCGUGGUCGGCUGAGCGUCUGCUAGAGCGCAGCGUAAAUGUCUUGUUACAACUAUAUGAUCACGACGAAUUUAUCGUUCAGUGAUAUGUCAGCCAGCUCUUCUAACCUGUGUUCGUACCUCCUACCAAGCGGUAUCUCAAUAGCGUUCCCACUUAACCAGCGUCCAGUAAAUCAGUAUCAAAUAGUAAAUGUAAGGGACAACCUGUGCCACUUAUCCUUUGUUCUCGUCGAAUGUGGCCUUGCAUGCCGACUGUUCCGCCCUUACCGUAACAGUAAAAUGAGGCUUGGAUAGGGGCUGUGGUGCUGUGAAUCGGGAUGACUGUAUGGCGCAGAUAGGCCGGUUCGGAGGAAUGGACUCGGCGUCGAGCUAUUGGUGUCCCGUGUGGUUUUCAGAAUACACAUGUGAUAUUUUG